Molecule: messenger RNA, 1639 nt
Organism: Melopsittacus undulatus (budgerigar)
Lineage: Eukaryota; Metazoa; Chordata; Aves; Psittaciformes; Psittaculidae
Gene: FAM181B
Product: family with sequence similarity 181 member B
Source: RefSeq, a predicted model, not a curated record
AUGGCCGUGCCCGCCGCGCUGCUCAGCCCCCAUCACCUGCUCUCCUUCUGCUUCCCUGCCGCCGGGGGCCUGCUGGGCUAUGCCGACCUGGACAAGGGCUACGAGGGCGGCGGCGACGCCGCCGGGGACUUUAAAGAAGCCACCAGGGACCUGCUGAGCUUCAUCGACUCGGCCUCCAGCAACAUCAAACUGGCGCUGGACAAGCCGGUGAAGUCCAAGCGGAAGGUGAACCACCGCAAGUACCUGCAGAAGCAGAUCAAGCGCUGCACCGGCAUCAUCGCCGCCGCCCCCCCGCCGCCGCCUCCCGCUCCUCCGGCGCCCUCCGCUUCCUCCCCGUCCGCUUCAUGCCCCGCUAAGCCCCCGCCGCGCCGGGAGGGCUCGCAGGGAGCCAGCAGCCUCCAGAGCAAGAGCUUGGCCGCGCUCUUCGGGUCGCUGGGGCACGGCCCUGGCCCUGCGGGCGGCGGGGAGGCGGCUGCGGGGAGCGGCCCACGGAAGGUACCGCUGCGGGACCGCAAUCUGCCCCCUUCCUUCUUCACGGAGCCGGCGCUGCCGGCUGCGGCCCGCGGGCCGGUACCGGGAGCCAAGGAGCCGGAGAAGGGCGGCGGGGAUGCGGUUGAGUUCUUCGAGCUGCUCGGCCCCGAGUACAACGCGCUGCUGCCCGAGCACACUGCCCCGCAGGACGCCUUCCCCGCCCGCCUGCCCGCAGAGCUGGGCCUGGAGCACGGCCUCUACGACGCGGCGCUGCCGCUGCCCGGCGCUCAUCACCCGCUGCUGGGGGGGCUGCUCUACCCCGAGCCCUGGAGCCCGUCCGGGCCCUGCAGCCCCGGCAAGAAGGCGCCGUCCGAAGCGCUGCGCCCGCUGUACCCCGGCCCUGCGGAGCCGGCCCCCGGCGGCGGCAGCGAGGAGCCCGGAGGGCACCUCCCGGCCGGGUUCGCUUCCUUCUUCCCCGAGUGCCCUCUGCCCCCGCCGCAGGUGCCCUAUGAGUACAGCGCCGGCUUCCACCGCGCCGCCUUCCCCGGGCUGUAGGGCCGCGAUGGGGGACGGGGGGGACGCGGGUCCCGCAGGGUUCAUGCUGCGAGCGCCUCCCCAGCGAAUAGAAUGGGAGAUGAGGGGUUCCUUUCACAGCGGCCGGUGAGCGGCGUCAGUCGGGGUCGGGGUUUGUCCGGCUGCAGCAGACGCGGCUCGGUGUAUGCGGCGUGGCAACGGGGGCAAGCGGGGACCUCUUGUCCGUGAUUUCCGUCUCCCAGCUCGGCCACCUCUUGCGGUGCCUUUAGCGUUUUUCCCAGGCUCACCGGUGCGGGUGAAGGACACAAAGGCGAGGAAAAGAGAUGCUCCAGGGAAGCAAUGCUGCUACCAAAACUGAAGAGUCCUGAGGUCGAACAGUGUCUUGAAGGAUCAUGCAAACAGCAACCGACAGCGAUGCUGAAGCGAUGGUGUAGGUUGGGGACAGAGCUGCACUGUAGUGCGGGGAUGUGAUUCCUACAGACCACGGGAUUCCUUCCUUCCAGGAACGUGGCAGAGCUCGGAAGGGGCCGCGGCUCAGUCUCACCGUGUACAGGAGAUUAUUUGAUAAUCAUUUAAGUUAUGUAAAAGAGUCUAUGAUAGGUCCUAUAAAAAUAAAGCUACACAAUAGAUCUGG